Messenger RNA from Caenorhabditis elegans, 1548 nucleotides. RefSeq names its product Major facilitator superfamily (MFS) profile domain-containing protein (gene K11D9.3). Gene Ontology annotation, molecular function: transmembrane transporter activity. Gene Ontology annotation, biological process: transmembrane transport. Lineage: Eukaryota; Metazoa; Nematoda; Chromadorea; Rhabditida; Rhabditidae. The record is from RefSeq and is marked reviewed. Gene Ontology annotation, cellular component: membrane. The transcript is spliced from 8 exons. The coding region runs from base 2 to 1444 and encodes 480 amino acids.
GAUGUGGUUCGAUAUUAAUCGAUUCCACCUUCUCGUUCUCCUCACUUGGCAAUUCUCCAUUUUCUUCGCCUCACAACAGAUUUUUCCGAUUUUCUCGAAUUAUGUGCCACAAUGGACAUGCGGAAAUGGGGAGCCAACAUCAGACUGUUCAGUCUAUGAAUCAUGUAAAUCCAACUUAACAUUUGUCAACGUGGCAUUCAAGUCAGCUGCAAUGGAAUAUGACUGGAUUUGUGGAAAAUCUGCAUACUUGAAGUCAUUGUUCUCACAAAUUCAAUUUGCCGGCGUUUUAUGUGGAACAUUUUCAUUUGGAGCAGUUUCAGAUGUUGUUGGACGGAAGCCUGUCGCCGUUUUUGCACUUUCUCUUGGAAUUCUCAUGAAUUUCGUGACGGGAUUGGCUCCAAACUACCAAGUUCUUCUGGGAAUCCGAUUCUUUUUGGGCUUGUCUGUCGGUGGAACUCUUGUAGUUGUGUGCACAUUUGUGAUGGAAAUGCUCCUGCCGCAACAGAGAAUGGCUCUGCGAGCAUUCUUUAAUUGGGGAGUAGCUCGUCUUAUGAUGACCCUAAUCGCAAUGGCAUUACCCGAAUGGAGAAUGUCAUCGAUUGCAUGUGCAGUGGCUGCUCUUCCAGCUCUAAUUAUUAUUGUAUUCGUGUUCCCAGAGUCUCCGACAUGGUUGCAUAAUAAAGGAAGGUUGGAUGAAAUGAAAAAGAGUGAGAAGCAUAUUGCAAAAAUGGCAGGAGUACCGUAUGUUCCAAUUGAGCAUAAGAGAAUUGAACAUUCGAAGACAGUAAUGGAAAUGCUCCAAACCAAAGGACUCAUGAGCCGUCUCUUCGUCCUCUGGUCCAUGUGGUUUGUUGCCUCAAUCUGUGGAUAUGCAACUGAUCUCAACUCCAACACAAUAUCUGGUGAUCUCUUCGUCAAUCAGAUUCUUUUCUCAAUUCUUAUCGCGGUUUCCAAGAUGAUUCUCGUCGUAUUUGACACUCAUGUUCCAUCAUUCCGUCGACGAACUCUUCAUCAAGGUGCACAGUUGGUUGUGUGCAUAUGCUUCUUGAUUCUUACCUUCAUGACGUUUAAUGGAUAUACUGGUCUCGCAUUCCUGAUUGUCAAUCUAAUCGGAACAGUCUUCAUCGAGUACACCUGGGAUGCGUGCUAUCUUUGUGCCGUCGAGAGUAUGGAAACCGCGUGCCGAGCAUCUGCAACUGGAACCUGUUCACUUGUUGCCAGAAUCGGAGCAAUUCUCGCGCCAAUGCUGAACUACGCAAACCUUUGGUGGCCACCAUCCGUGUACCUGACCGUCGUACUCCUUGGAACAAUCAAUUUGAUAAUCUCAUACUUCUUCUUGGUUGAAACGAAGAAUGUAAACCUCGACAAUGUGCACAUCGAUCCAUCAUCCGAAGAAGGAACUCCGAUGAUUGACGAGAAGCCUGCACAAAAGACAUCCGAAUAGUGCUUUCAAUGUACAAAAAGUCUCUCUCUUUUACAGAAUACUCAUUAUACUAAAUCUUCAUAUUAAUACUCAUCAUACUUGCCACGAUAAAUUGUUGAAACAUG